CCCCGAGGGGAAAAAAAUAAAUUCCUUGGUGCUCCUCUGUUGGCCUCAAAACAAUCAACAAAUAUCCCUUCUUCUUCUCGAUUUUAUACGACCAUCUCCUUCUUUUGACAACCCCUUUAAUGGGAUCCAUCAAAAUUAGCAUCUCUUCCAUCCUUUCUUGGAUUCCCUUACAUCAUGUUGUAUAGCCAAAUCACUAAAGUCUCAAAUUAAACCAAGAAAGAAAAUCUCGAUGACAAGUUGUUGAGCUUUAUUCAGUCAUGGAGGAGAGGCAUGUUCUUUUUGGGAAGUAUGAGAUGGGGAGGCUACUGGGGAAGGGGACUUUUGCUAAAGUUUACUAUGGGAAACACUCGGUAACCGGAGACAGUGUGGCUAUCAAAGUUAUAAACACAGAUCAAGUCAAGAAAGAAGGCAUGAUGGAACAAAUCCAGACAGAGAUCUCAGUGAUGCAUCUUGUUCGUCAUCCCAACAUUGUUGAGCUCAAGGAAGUCAUGGCUACAAAGACUAAGAUCUUCUUCAUCAUGGAGUAUGUUCGAGGUGGAGAGUUGUUUGCCAAAGUAGCCAAAGGAAGGCUCAAAGAAGAAGUUGCUCGAAAAUAUUUCCAGCAACUAAUCAGCGCGAUUGAUUAUUGUCACAGCAGAGGUGUUUAUCAUCGAGACUUGAAGCCAGAGAAUAUAUUGCUUGAUGAAGACGAAAACUUGAAAAUCUCUGAUUUUGGCUUGUCAGCCUUACCUGAACAAUUGCUGCAAGAUGGACUUUUGCAUACUCUGUGCGGGACUCCUGCUUAUGUUGCCCCAGAAGUUUUGAGAAAGAAAGGCUAUGAUGGAUCAAAAGCAGAUACAUGGUCAUGUGGGGUGAUUCUCUACGUGCUUCUUGCAGGAUUCUUGCCAUUUCAAGAUGAAAAUGUUAUGAAGAUGUACAAGAAAAUCUUCAAGGCUGAAUAUGAGUUUCAGCCUUGGUUUUCAACAGAUGCUAAGAGGUUGAUUUCAAGACUUCUUGUUGCUGAUCCUGAAAGGAGAAUCACAAUUCCUGCCAUAAUGAGAAAUCAUUGGUUUCUGAAAGGGUUUUUAAGACCAAUGGCCUUUUCAAUUCAAGAAUCAAUCAUGGAUAAAACAGAAGAAGAUCAAGAUCUUGAUUCUUGUUCUGUUGUCAAGCCUAAAGUAUCAUCACCAAGAUUCUUCAAUGCAUUCGAGUUCAUCUCUUCAAUGUCAUCUGGGUUUGAUCUGUCCAGUCUUUUUGAGACUAAGAAGAAACCAGGGUCGAUGUUCACUUCGAAAGUGUCAGCAAGUGCUAUCAUGGAAAAGAUUGAAGGAGUUGCAGAAGGGCUGAAUUUUAAGGUAGCAAAAGUUAAAGAUUUCAAAGUGAGGUUACAAAGUCCAUGUGAGGGAAGAAAGGGGAAGCUGGCAGUGACAACAGAGGUGUUCGAGGUGGCACCGGAGGUUGCGGUGGUGGAGUUCUCCAAGUCUUCCGGAGAUACCUUGGAGUAUGCCACGUUCUGCAAGGAAGAUGUCAGGCCUGCACUAAAAGACAUUGUUUGGACAUGGCAAGGAGACAAUGUUUGUACUAAUGAUAACAACAAUAGUCAAGUAGAAGAUUGUGAAAUUCAAUUGUUGUAGAAAGGCUUUGAUCUUAACUGGGGGAGUUUUACGAUUUUCUGUCAUCUGUAAAUAAGUUUUGGUAAGUAAAUUAAUGCAGAGGUUGAGUGUCUUCGUUAAGCACAAAAUAACCAGAAAGUUUUACACUCUCU
Messenger RNA from Populus trichocarpa (black cottonwood), 1744 nucleotides. RefSeq names its product CBL-interacting serine/threonine-protein kinase 5. NCBI's taxonomy places the organism in Eukaryota, Viridiplantae, Streptophyta, Magnoliopsida, Malpighiales, Salicaceae. Gene Ontology annotation, biological process: protein phosphorylation; signal transduction. Gene Ontology annotation, molecular function: ATP binding; protein kinase activity. Bases 258 to 1613 code for a protein of 451 amino acids. The transcript has a single exon. The record is from RefSeq and is a predicted model, not a curated record.